Messenger RNA from Papaver somniferum (opium poppy), 630 nucleotides. RefSeq lists its product as uncharacterized. Gene Ontology annotation, molecular function: RNA-DNA hybrid ribonuclease activity; nucleic acid binding. Bases 1 to 630 code for a protein of 209 amino acids. Lineage: Eukaryota; Viridiplantae; Streptophyta; Magnoliopsida; Ranunculales; Papaveraceae. The record is from RefSeq and is a predicted model, not a curated record. The transcript has 2 exons.
AUGUAUGAAAACUGGAUCACAGGAGUGUAUAGUAGUGGUGAAAUAGAAACUAUGGCAACCAAAUCUGUUGCUCAUGGCGAUGCUCAAACUUUAACUGACCUUAAAGAAGUAGGAUGGACAAAGCCUCAACAUAAUCAAUCAAAGAUCAAUUUUGAUGCUUCUUGGUCUGAUAACUUUUCUCUUGCUGGUUAUGGUAUGAUUUUGCGUGAUGAAACAGGUGAAGUUGUACAAGCUAAAGCUGGGUCCAUCAGAGCCUCCACUGCAGAAGAUUCAGAGGCUUUGAGCUUGCUGGAAACUGCUUGUUGGGCAAAGAGCAUGGAGUUAAGUAAUUUUUGGGUUGAAGGGGACUGUGAGAGGCUCAUUCUUUUUGCGCAGAACAAGGUCAGCAACAUCUUUUGGAGAAAUCAGGCGAUAGUUUCAGAGGCAGUGAGGAUUCUUCAGACCUGUAAUAACUUUCUGGGGUUUGCUUUCAAGAACAGAAAAUGUAAUGAAGUAGCUGAUGCUCUGGCUAAAGAGGCACGAAAAAAAGGGAUACAUAAACAAGUUUGGUUGCAUAUGCCUGUUUUCAUUUCUAGUUUUUUACUUUUUGAUGUUCUUUUUCCAAUUCAGUUCAGAACUGUAAUUCUAUGA